CCUUGAUGUUCAUAUUAUUAACUAUAAGUACGGGCAACUUAUAUAAUUAUGAAUCUAUGCAUCUGAUAAAAAGAAACGAUUUCAUCCGAAAAGUUUUGCUUAGACAGCACGAUAGAUUCGGCAAUUUGUCGUCCUAUUAAGUCAAGGAAGAAUUGCUGCCAAGAUAAUUUCUUAUUAUUUCACUGUAUACCAGCCAAGUAAAUAAAUUUUGUAUGCAAGAACAUUUAAAUAUUCUAGUAUACAUUAAUAAAUAAAUUAUAAGAUUGUGACAUAAUGGCUGAAACACAGCGAAUGACUGUUUAUGGUAGACAUCCUCCUUGUGCGAGUGGAACUCGUUUAGAAGAACGUCGUACCAGAAGAUUAGCCUUAAGGUUGGAAAGAAAUCGAAAAUCAGAUAAACCAGAUGAUUUUAUAUGUUAUGAAUCAAGUGAUGACGAAGCAGAGACUGUAAGUGAAGGAAAACAGUUUUUAAGAACUUCCUUUAAUUUUGUGGAUUAUGUACGUGCAAGAGAGACAAACACUAGAGAAGUGAGAAAAAUUAAUCAAGAGUAUGGAUUUCGACACAUAUUGACUCAUGAUUUAUUUAAAGAAUAUUCGGUUAGCUUAAAUAAUAUGAAUAAAGUCUUUUGUUCUCAAUGGUUAAGUGAUAGGCAAGUAGUAUUUGGUACAAAAUGCAACAAAUUGAUGGUUUAUGACGUAGCCACUCAGAAAUUAGACCAAAUACCAUCUCUACAUGGAAGGCAAAUUAAUUCAGGAGGUGGUGCUGUUCCCGAGCAGCAAUGCGGUAUACAUUCUGUUCAAAUCAAUCCUUCUAGAACUCUCCUAUCAACUGGGGCAAGAAAUAGUAAUGAAAUAGCUAUAUAUAGGCUACCAACAUUAGAUCCAGUUUGUGUAGGAGAAGGUGGUCAUAGAGAUUGGAUUUUUGACAUGUGUUGGCUAGAUGAUGAAUUUUUAGUUUCUGGUUCUAGAGAUACCAAAAUGGCUUUAUGGCGUAUAGAUAAUGAUCUUGCUGAAGCUCCUGACAAAGCGGAUGUGCCAACACACAGGUUGAUUCAACCUGUAUGUGUUAAAGAAUGUAGAUCUGCGCAAAAAGUACGUGCGCUUGUCUUUAAUAGAACUUACAAAGAAAUUGCUGCUAUCACUCUGAAUAAUUUCAUACACAUCUGGUCUGCUGAGACUUUUAGACAAAAAAUAUCUAGAAAAUUACCGGUUUGUCAAGAAAAUGUUUGCCUUGCUGUACAAGAUGAUGGUGUUUAUGCCGUAGGAUGCCGUUCUUAUACUUUACUUUUAGAUGCAAGAACUGUGCAACCUAUAAAAAGAAUACCUUCACGGUAUAGCGGUUGUGGAAUCCGAUCAGUUAGUUUUCAAGGUUCUGUUUUAACAAUUGGAACAGGCUUAGGAAUGAUGUUCUUUUAUGAUGUGAGAGCUCAAAAGUAUCUCGAGUCUUCAAUUAAUUCUAACAGAAUUGUUGUAUUAAAAGCAUCAAAGGGAUACGUGUUUCCUGAUGAAGAGUACAUAGAUGGAUUUCAAAAUGUGAAAUAUACACCUGCUAUAUAUACUCAUUGCUAUGAUGGAUCAGGAACUCGAUUAUUCACAGCUGGUGGACCUCUUCCCGUAAAUCUAUAUGGUAACUACGCAGGAUUAUGGCAAUAAAGUUAAUUUUAAUUAAUUAAAGAACUGCAUUGACUUUUACGUAAGUAAUAAGUUGUACAUUUAACUAAACAUUAUUAAAAUUUUACCUCAGGAGGUAUAUACACCCAACCUAGACUUAAGAAACCUUUUCUGGUCAUUAUCAUCUUUUAUUUUUAUGUUUGUAUAAUUUUACUCCUUUUCGAUUUUAUUAUCUAAUGAACUAAACAAAAAAUUUUAUUUAUGUAUUAAAAUUUUAAGAUACCAAUAUACGCUUUUCAAAAAUUUUGAUACUUUAUGAACAAAUGAGAAAGUAGGAAAAGAUAAUAAGAACAUUUUAUAAUUAAAGGUGUAUAUAUCUCGACUGCCUGAAGAAAUAAGUGAUAAAAAUAAAGAUAUCCAAUUUUUUAUCAUUUCAAUCAUAUAGUUAAUCCUGAAAGUGAAUUUGAUUGAAUUGUCUCUUAUUAAUCAACUAUAUCAGCAUGUUUGUAUGCAAUGUGGAAA
This is a messenger RNA of Bombus impatiens (common eastern bumble bee), 2133 nucleotides long. RefSeq names its product DDB1- and CUL4-associated factor 12 (gene DCAF12). Bases 274 to 1653 code for a protein of 459 amino acids. The transcript is spliced from 7 exons. Gene Ontology annotation, cellular component: Cul4-RING E3 ubiquitin ligase complex. Gene Ontology annotation, molecular function: protein binding. Lineage: Eukaryota; Metazoa; Arthropoda; Insecta; Hymenoptera; Apidae. The record is from RefSeq and is a predicted model, not a curated record.